Molecule: messenger RNA, 1185 nt
Organism: Porites evermanni
Lineage: Eukaryota; Metazoa; Cnidaria; Anthozoa; Scleractinia; Poritidae
Source: the annotation of a GenBank genome assembly
AUGAGCAUAGAACCUGCAGCAGAAGUACAGAAAGAGCUACCUAAGUGUGGAAGGCUCGUGUUUCGUGGGGUUGAACUGGCAUAUUUGAACAUCGAUGGGGAAUACAUGUUACCUCUGGCGGAGUUACUUGCUUUAGUCUUGCCAACAACUCCGAGGGCUACAGUAUUUACAAGAAUGGAAAAGAUGAAAGUUCGCAGGCAUUUCUGCAAACGUGAUGAAAUCAAAUUGCUCAAAACAGUCAAUGGCAUAAAUGGUUUGUCGGCAAACUGCACUUUGAUUUCAAAGACAGAAGUUGAUAAAUAUUGCUCGAUGUAUAUCGACGAUUUGAAUGAAAGGAGUGAAAGAAAGUGUUCGGAGGAUUUUACGAACGAAUCGGAAAUCGCUGGUAAAGAACAUAGUGUUGAAAACUACGAUGGUAAAGGUAUUGAAUCGACUGAAUUGGCCUACCACGACAACACUAAAAUCCAGAACAAAUUAACAGUUCUUCAUAAACAAAAAAGAUCUUCGCCGCUGAAAGCUAAGUUAAAGUUGACCAAAAUCUGUAACAGCGUGAAACUGAAAUCGGCGCUUUCACCCGAUAGCCAUUGUUCACAAACGUCAACGGAUAAUGCCAGACUCGCGGCCAUUGACUCACAUCUUUGUUCCUCUCUUGCUGCCGUUUCGUCAGAACUGCUGUCGUCGUUUCAGGCGAAAAGUCCUUCACAUUCACCAACGGGCAAAAAGAAGAAAUUGCGUCGGGCGAAAAGGCCGUCAAGCGAUGCGCAAGGCAAGAACGAAUUUGGUGAAUUUGAAUCGCCAUUAAAAAUUCCCAAGAGGAGUGAAUUGAAUACGCGUGAACAAGACACUGACAAAAUAAACGAACAGUGUCCGUCCCGCUCUUCACGUUGUUCGCUUACUUCGCAACCCUCACAGAAGCAAGAAUUAGAUUGUUUUAUUUCUGCUACCUCGUCCAACUACAGCGGUUAUGCCUCGACGAUACUUUCAAAUGCAAGUUCGCCGACGAAGAGGGAUUUUAUAGCUGAAGACUUAAGCGAGCUACGUAAAAAGGAUAAAGAAACUAGAAAUAAUCGCGAGCAUUCAUCGCCGCGCACAAAGCUCCCGAAACUUAAAACGCCAACGAACAGUACAUAUAUGUUUAAGAAAAUUUUGAAAAUCAAAGAAGAAAGGUCAGGAGACGAAGGUUAA